AUGACCACCUUCGCCGCUCCGGUCCCUGCUACCAGAUCGCUGCCCACGAACCAGUCGGCGCUGGCGGCGUCAUUCACCAACUUCCUUACCGUGUCUGUCCAUCAAAUACUUUUCCUGCGCUCCGUCUACCCGCGCGCGACAUUCCUUCCCGUCCGGGCAUACAACUAUCCUGUCCGACAAUCCCGUCACCCUAAAGUGUGUGACUAUAUUAAUGAUGCAUCAAUCGCGGUCGGAACAGAGAUCUUAAAAGGUACAAUCACCGCAGUCAGUAUCAUUAUUUCAUCUCUUCGCACAAAUCAACCCCUCGAACGAUAUGCUUUCGACCUGUCGGGCUUCCCACGGGCUCCAGCUGGAGAGGUAAACACUACAUUUGCGGACAGAAAUGGAGAUUCAUCUAAUCCAGGUGCUCCCGUCUCCGACCGGGGCCCCGCGCCAACUUCGGUUGACCUCGAGUCACAGUUCAGAGCUUGUCUGGCUCGACUGGCGUCCGCAUGUGCGCGCCUAACCCCGCUCCCGCGGGAUGACGAAUUCAGCUUUACUGUCUGCAUUGAAGUGCGGGAGGAUGCGUUACCCCCCGCUGGAACAACCAACGAAGAACAAACGUGGAUUGUGGCCGAACCUGGCAAGGUGCACCUCCGAUCCUGUACCGCCCCUUUCUCCGUCUCCAAAGUACGGAACGGCGAGCCACAGCGGCCACCCCCGCCAGUGUCAAACGGGCGCGCCAAAACAGUACCGGUACGACGUGUGGAGGCCGGGGAGCUGCGGUUGGAGUUAUGGGUGGAAGAAGCGCGGCAGAAAUUUAACGAACCGGUGGAUUCAGAGCAGCCACCCUGA
This is a messenger RNA of Penicillium waksmanii, 834 nucleotides long. Its product is annotated as putative mitotic spindle checkpoint protein (Mad2B). The record is from RefSeq and is a predicted model, not a curated record. Gene Ontology annotation, cellular component: zeta DNA polymerase complex. The transcript has a single exon. The coding region runs from base 1 to 834 and encodes 277 amino acids. NCBI's taxonomy places the organism in Eukaryota, Fungi, Ascomycota, Eurotiomycetes, Eurotiales, Aspergillaceae.